AUGGCUUGGGGUAUGGGCGGCACCACGGACUGGGCGACAGACUUACAGGAAUACCACGACCUCGCCGCGAGCGGGUUGGCUCCCAAGUCGGAUUUUACGCGUAAUAGCAACUGGACCGAGUUCGACUGCACGCACAUAUACGCGACGGACCAGCUUCACCGUGACGUCGAUGAGCUCUGGCUGGGUCUCGGCGCCGACGCGGCGUGGGAGGACGUUGUGAGAAUUUGGGAGGAUAUAGAUAGUGGCUAUAGCAACACCUCGCUCCUCAGCUCGGUGCACGCCACGCUCAAGAUCGAGACCGGGGCGUUGGACUGCGGCAGCCUCCUGGGCGUCGAAUGUAAUACUGACGGUUGCUCCAAGGGCAUGGACGGCGAUUCCUCGGGACCAGCGGCGCAGCUGAUCUGGAUUUCGCUCGUCAUCACCCGGAAUAUCCGCGACAAGCAUCAUUAUGCUCUGUACAAGGCCGCUCCAGGCGUCGCCGCGCUCAAUGACAUGGAGAACACGUUUGCGCCGAUCCCGCCUGAGGAGAACGAUACCUGGCUGCUCCUCAUCGAUCUCAUCACUCUCGGAACUCUAUCCGCCGCUGACCUGCUGCCCAACCAGGGCGAACCAGACUGGAAGUUCGAGGACCAGGACAAGCUCUCCAACUACAUGGGCCAAUUCAUCGAUGACUGGGCCAAUGCCACCUCCCUUACCCUCAAAAGCGUCUUUGACGGCACCCCCGACUCGGUCAGCCUACUAGGCAAGGCCAUCGCCGACGGCAAGCUGUACCCCAAGGACGUCAGCCCGGACCCGGGAUCUAACGAGCUGCUACAAAACGUUCGAAAGUCCAUCUUCGGCUGCGCCAUCCCCGCAAUUUGGCACGCCUCGAGCGCGUGGGCGUUCGUCAUCAACUCGGGCUACGGCUGCGACGCGUCCAACCCGCUCGACGACUACCUCUCUGAUGACACAGUGAAGACCACGGGCGCCCCGGACGGCGACGCUUAUGAAUGCUUCGAUGGCGGAUGCCUGGACAAUAAGUUCUCGGCGCCCAAGGGCGUGGGCAAGCCAGGCGACAGCUUUGACGGUGUCACGAAAGAGGACCUGAUUGCUGGCGCUGUGCGUACGUAUUUGGCCAAAAUCGACGACAAGGGCGUGCAGGACGACCUCCUGGACGUGGACGUCACGACGCCAGGCUUCAUUCGCAUCUUCGUCUGCGGCGCUGAGCGCGCGUUCCAGAUAUGGGAAGGGACGACAAAGGACGUGGCAAGAGGCUUCGCCGAGAACUAUCCAUGCGACGAGCCGCCGGGCAGAGACAACUGCGGCGUGUCGUCAAUUGAGGACCAAACGAGCGACGCGUCGCCGGGCGCGAGCGAUUGUCGGCAGAUUAUCAAGAACAUUGAGGCCGACGGAAGCACCGACUGGACGAUUCAGGUCUUGGGGAGGAACCGGCGCGAGAUUGCCAAGUUUGGCGGGUGUUCCUUUGGUGUUGGGGCGACCAAGGUUGAUGGAAACGUCGACUUCACUGUCGGUGGGCAGGAUGUGAUCGAUAUCAUCAACAAUGCGAUUGAAAACUUUGAGAAUAAUGAUGGACAGGUGGGAGCCAAGGGAGACAUGGAUUGUAACGGGAACGUUCAUCAACAGGCGGUGAAAUGCGGCAUUUACUUAGCUUGCCAGGACUUGGAUGAUGGAUAUAGGGUCUGAGUGCUGGCUGUAGUA
Messenger RNA from Colletotrichum phormii, 1698 nucleotides. RefSeq names its product putative necrosis-inducing factor-domain-containing protein. The transcript is spliced from 4 exons. NCBI's taxonomy places the organism in Eukaryota, Fungi, Ascomycota, Sordariomycetes, Glomerellales, Glomerellaceae. The record is from RefSeq and is a predicted model, not a curated record. The coding region runs from base 1 to 1683 and encodes 560 amino acids.